CGGAGACGCAGGAGCUAUGACCACCGCUAAAAUCACCCUCCCACGUGCUUAGAACCUUACUUGGACCGGCACUCUCGACCACGGCAUCAUAAGCUUCAAGAUACACAAGUGAAACAGAGGGAUUGAAGCAUGGCAUCACGCUGGGCAAACGACGAGGCGGACAAAGCCGAGGACUUGCGCCGCAAAAAAGAGAAGGAAGAAAAGAAGCGCCUGAAGCUCCAGAAACAACAGGCAGAGCAAGAAGCAGCAGCAGUAGCAGCAGCCCGAGCAGCACAAAGAUCUGAGUCGCGGCCCGCAAAGAGACGUCGACUAUCCACAGACGCUCCAGAUAGUGAUGAACCGCCAAAAGAGAAGGAAUCCGAGCGAAAGCUGCUCCGCUUCGCCGCCGGAGGAUGGGCGCCCUGCCGCCACACCAGCAACUUCGAGACACUCAACCACAUCGAAGAAGGCUCCUACGGCUGGGUCUCGCGCGCCCGAGAAAUUGGCACAGGCGAAAUAGUAGCACUGAAGAAAGUAAAAAUGGACUUAAACCAAGACGGCUUCCCCAUCACCGCCCUCCGCGAAAUCGCCAUCCUGCAAAAAGCGCGGCACACCAACAUCGUCGACCUGCGCGAAGUCCUCGCCGGCUCUGCCCCCAACGAAGUAGUCCUCGCCAUGGAGUUCCUCGAGCACGACCUCAAGACGCUGCAGGAAGACAUGCCGGAGCCCUUCCUCGCGAGCGAAGUCAAAACUUUGCUACGCCAAUUGGCAUCCGCCGUCGGCUUCCUGCACGGGCACUACAUACUCCACCGGGACCUCAAAACCUCCAACAUCCUGCUCAACAACCGCGGGCAUCUCAAAAUCGCAGACUUCGGCAUGGCGCGGUACAUACCGCCUCCCAGCGCGCCACUCACCCAACUCGUCGUCACGCUAUGGUACCGCGCGCCCGAACUACUCCUCGGCACUGAGAGCUACGGCACAGAAAUCGACAUGUGGAGCCUGGGCUGCAUAUUCGGCGAACUUCUAUUGAAAGAACCGAUCCUGCAAGGCAAGAACGAAGUCGACGAGCUCAGUCUGAUCUUCACGCUCUGCGGCCUGCCCACGGACAAGACAUGGCCCGCCUUCUGGCGCCUGCCCAACGCAAAAGGCCUGAAAAUACCGCGCGACUCGGGCAGGAACAGCGCUGGUGUAAUCCGCACAAAAUUCCCCUUCUUGACAAAUGCCGGCGCAGACUUGCUCACCUCCUUACUAUCUCUAAACCCAGAGCAUAGACCUACGGCACAGGAAAUGCUCGACCAUCCGUACUUCAGAGAGGCGCCCAAACCGAAGCCCCCGGAGAUGUUUCCUACGUUUCCGAGUAAAGCGGGGCAGGAGAAGAGGAGAAGGAGAGCGAGUCCCAAUGCGCCGAAACGUGGGGAAGCGCCGGGCAUUCAGAACAUCGAUUUCAGUGGCAUCUUUGCCAUUAGGGAUGAGGAACAGGCAGGGGCUGGGUUUCAGCUACGGGUGGGUUGAGGAAUGUGCGACAGUAACAAGCAAAGGACAUUGACGGACGGGUCUUUGAUCUACGCACUGAUACGAAUCCCCCGGUUUAGCUCGGAAAAAGGCAGUGUGCUACAGAAAACUGAGCUUUUGAUCUGCCAUAACUAUACAAUACGGGCAAGC
This is a messenger RNA of Trematosphaeria pertusa, 1641 nucleotides long. RefSeq names its product kinase-like protein. Gene Ontology annotation, biological process: regulation of mitotic cell cycle; protein phosphorylation. NCBI's taxonomy places the organism in Eukaryota, Fungi, Ascomycota, Dothideomycetes, Pleosporales, Trematosphaeriaceae. The coding region runs from base 130 to 1491 and encodes 453 amino acids. Gene Ontology annotation, cellular component: nucleus. The record is from RefSeq and is a predicted model, not a curated record. The transcript has a single exon. Gene Ontology annotation, molecular function: cyclin-dependent protein serine/threonine kinase activity; ATP binding.